GGAGUAACAGAUACGAAUCAAAGAGUAUACCAAAAAGAGAAGCCUCAGAAGCACUAUGGAAUUGGAGAGAUAUAGUCAGUAAUGAACUAAGUGACAGUGAAGAAAUAAUAGACAACAUAUCAGAAAAUCUUUUGCCCUUAAAAAGAAGCAGAAGAAAUAUUAGAACAGCACUCAAAAAUCAAGAUUAUUAA
This is a messenger RNA of Scutellospora calospora, 191 nucleotides long. NCBI's taxonomy places the organism in Eukaryota, Fungi, Glomeromycota, Glomeromycetes, Diversisporales, Gigasporaceae. The record is from the annotation of a GenBank genome assembly.